UGUUCGAGACAUUUCUACGUGCGCGUCCCCGUAGGGAUCUUGUGAUCUCUGCGUCAGCUGUCAAGUGAUGCUCGUUCCUGCGUUUCAAUAGCAAGCCGGUGAGUUAUUUACAAACUGGGAGGACCUGAGAUUCCACCGACAGGAAGAAGAGAGGGACCAUGGUCACUACAGCUUUGCAUACCAAGCUCCUGUAAAGCUCGUCUCUGUUCAUCUUCUGACUUGGGAAGAGUCUGGACACUGGCAUUUCAGAUGAAAAGGCCCAAGAAGGACAGGGUUUCCUGGUUUCAUUGUAAUUCCUUAGCUAGCCUGCGGUUAACGAGUGCAGUCUCAACUCUAAACAAGAUCCAGUAGCUAGGUAGCUAGCGGCUAACUACUCGUUCCGUUGACAGGAGAUUGGAAACUAGUUUGAAUUCGGGUUCCGUACUACUGCUAACCAAGCUCGACAAUUCGUAAUUAUUAUUUUCAGAAUUGAGCAAGAAUCCGUUUCACGGUCGCCGUAACCGAGAAGCAUAGUUCCAUUUUUUUUUCUCGAAUAGUUAUGAAUAGUUUUAAUAUUCCAAACAAGACGUCCUCCUCGUUAAGCUCUGCCUUGAGCGCCGAUAAUAGAGUUAGAUUAGCCGAUGUAAACUGCAACCAUAACGACGAAUGGGAUGAUGAUGUGUAUAUGUGUUUUUAUGACAAGACAAUGGGUGAAGCGACACAAUCUUCAAUGCCCUCUGUCCAAUCGGGGCUGGAUGGACACCUGCCCCGUCCACACGGUCGGCCUCUCUCCACUCCGGGUGGUUUGUUAGGCCUCAGUAGUGCUUUCCCUGCAGAAUUCCCUAGUCGGGGUUCAGCUUCGUCUUAUUUUCAUACGAAUUCGUUGGAUUACAAUGACACUGACGUCGCAAACGAGGGUCCAAUGUAUGGGAGUCGAAAAAGGACCCGGUCCAACAGUUCAAGACAGCGCUAUAAUGAGGUAGUGGAUGAACUUGGACCCGAGGAAGUGAGGUGGUUUUAUAAAGAAGACAAGAAAACGUGGAAACCUUUCGUCGGACACGACUCGCUCAAAAUAGAACUUUCGUUUCGUAAAUCCUGCGAGCUGAACACUGUUAACUCAAAACACAACGGAAACGAGAACUGUCCGUCGAGUGGAGGUGAGGGAGCGCAGCCGAAUGGUUUGGAAGGAAUGGGCUUGAGUGGGCCGGUUUAUGUUGAUAAUAGACCCAGCAGUGUGCAGGUGGACCGGGGAUUGCUCGAUUCACCUGCCGGGUCCUCAGACGCGAGGGACCCUGACGACAUCAAGUGUCAAGUUGAACAUGUGUGUGUCCGGGGAGGGCUGUACGAGGUGGACGCCAAAGAACGAGAAUGUUAUCCUGUUUACUGGAAUCAGCAGGACCGCAUCCCUGUGAUGCGGGCCCAGUGGUUCAUCGACGGUACCUGGCUCCCGUUGGAGGAGGAGGAGAGUGACCUUAUCGAGCAGGAGCACCUGACUCGUUUCCGAGGUCAACAAAUGCAGGACAACUUUGAGUCAGACGUAGUGGCAAGGACCGUCGACAGCAAAGAUGGACUUAUGAUUGGACCUUGGCCCGAUGUCAGUGUUGCACUCACCCUUCUCAGUGCUCCUUGGCUGAGCGGCACACCUAAAGGGGAUUCCGUCCACAGUUUGAAGCUGAGUCGCACCCACGUGGACUGGCACAGCGUGGAUGAGGUCUACCUCUACAGUGAUGCCACCACCUCCAAAAUUGCACGCUCUGUUACACAGAAGCUGGGCUUCUCCAAAGCCUCUAGCAGUGGGACGCGGCUGCAUCGCGGCUACGUGGAGGAGGCCUCCCUUGAAGACCGGCCGCCCCAGACCACUCACGUGGUCUUUGUUGUCCACGGCAUCGGGCAGAAGAUGGACCAGGGCCGCAUCAUCAAGAACACUGGAAUGCUGAGAGAGGCGGUAAGGAAGAUGGAGGAGAAACAUUUCUCAGAGAACCACGGAGAGCAUGUGGAGUUCCUUCCUGUGGAGUGGCGCUCUAAACUGGCACUGGAUGGCGAUACCGUGGACUCGAUCACACCAGAUAAAGUGAGAGGGCUCAGAGACCUCCUCAACAGCAGCGCUAUGGACAUCAUGUACUACACCAGCCCACUGUACCGAGAUGAGAUCACCAAGGGCCUCACCCACGAGCUGAACAGACUCUACUCGCUCUUCUGCUCGCGGAACCCCGAGUUUGUGGAGAAGGGCGGCAAGGUGUCCAUGGUGUCCCACUCGCUGGGCUGCGUCAUCGCCUUCGACAUCAUGACGGGCUGGGACCCCGUGCGCUUCUGCCUGCAGGAGCACCAGGCCAUGGAGGAGGAGCUGGCCCUGCGCUGGCUCUCCUACGAGGAGAAGGACCUGAUGGAGCAGCUGCAGAGCACCAGGACCAGGUUACGAGAACUGGAAGGUCGGCUUGGAGGCCUGGAAGCCUCAAAACCAUCAGCAGCUCCAGCGCUCAAAUUUAAGGUGGAGAACUUCUUCUGCAUGGGCUCUCCGCUGGCCGUGUUCCUGGCCCUCAGGGGCAUCCGGCCCGGCUCCAGCGUCCAGCAGGACCACAUCCUGCCCACCUCCAUCUGCCGCCGGCUCUUCAACGUCUUCCACCCCACCGACCCCGUGGCCUACAGACUGGAGCCUCUGAUCCUCAAACAUUACAGCAACAUUGCACCCGUUCAAAUUCAUUGGUGCAGCGCCAAUCCCACGCCCUACGACGAGAUCCGGCCGACGUUCCUCACACCGGUGAAAGACCCCACGUCGGACAGUGAGAGCCUUCCAAGCCCCAGCACCUCCCCCGUCCUCAUCCGCAGGCACUACGGGGAGUCCAUCACCAACCUGGGCAAGGCAGGCAUCCUGGGUGCGGCCAGCAUAGGCAAGGGCAUCGGGGGCAUCCUCUUCUCUCGGUUCUCUCGCUCCAGCAGCCAGCCCUCUGUAUCUUUGGGAUUGGAGGAAGGGGCAGCCACCGCAGAAGGGGAGGAGCCAAAGAAAGCCGACAGCCAAUCGGCGUACAGCCUCUCCACGAUGGCCCAGUCUGGCCCCGCCGUCGCCGACACAUCACUGGAGCUGGAACGCCGUAUUGACUUUGAGCUACCUGAGGGCCUGGUGGAGAGUCGCUAUUGGUCAGCGGUGACCUCACACACGGGCUACUGGAUCUCCCACGAUGUGGCUCUCUUCCUGUUGACCUUCAUAUACAAGCAGAAAGAUACGCCAGCUGCAGCCGCCGCCAAAGACGACUUGGAGCAAGACUAACACACACACACGCGUGCAUGCACACAGACAGACCUACACACACAAACCCACAGGAUUUCUCCGACCCGUUUGUCUCUUUUCCUUCCUGUUCCUUGUCUUAACAUAUGUGUUCCUUAACCGGAGCUGGUUCAGAACGUCACUCAAACACACACACCAACCGUUGUUUGCUCUAUAUUUAAUAGCUACAGCAUCGCUCUCACCCCAAGGGUGACACCAUUGAACUGAGAACCCCUAAGGAGGUGAAUCUUGUGCCACUAUGACCAGUAGCCCCCCUGUGUCCUGUAUAGAGAACAUGGCAUAUACAUAAUAGGAGCUUGGUAAGGUUGGUCCCACCACCUUAAAGUUUCUGUGUCCGUCUGUCUGUCUGUCUCUGUCUCACUUUCUCUCCAUCGGUCAUCUCCUUGAAGAAAAAGACUGGUCGUGUUUUUACUUUCCAUAAAGCGCACAAUGGCAGCAUUUCUUAUUGUCAAACAUUGAUAUUGUUUGACCGCAUUUCAUAGAACAAUUCUACUGUCUGUGUAAAGAAGUAAUAUAUUUCACUUUUACAGGAAGUCUGCCAUAAAUGUCACAUUUUAUGUAUCUUAUUUCUGAAGCAACAUCGUUGGCCUUGCUCUUAGGUUUUGAAGCAUUGAAUGCAGAAUAGCAAACCCACAAGUACAACACAUAAUAUUUUUUUUAAGCACCAUUGACUUGACGGACCAUUGACUUGACUUGCAAUGUUUCAUUCUGUAUUUCAAUUGUUUCUUUGUUGUCGAUGUCGACAAGAGAAAGUAGUACAUCUUGAAGUACAACCUUACCAUUAAUCUCCUUUUGAAAUGGAGAUCGUUAUGACAAAUGAAUGAGUCCCUUUUAUUGUGGUCAUUUUUUAUUAUGACUAACAGGCCUUACUGUGGCUUUAACAACUGCACACACACAAAAACUCUAAAGCGAUGGAGACUCCUUGAUUAGGGUUGCACAUUUAUUUUUGUUUAAGAUUAAAUAUUUAAGAGAAUAUGUAUGAAUCAAAUGUAAAUGUCAGUUAUUCAAAGUUCAAAUAGCUCUUGGUGAGCUAUUAAACUAGGAAAAUCAUUAUCUUUUCAGUUAUUGGAAAAGGCAUUUAUUAUGUAGAGCUUGAGUCUAGAGUAUUUAUUGAUGAGAAUAAGAUCACCAGGAGACCUUUUCUGCAAACGUGUGUUUACAGUUACCGGUAUAUGAUUGACAUGAGACCUCUGGAAAAACAUGUAUUUUUUCUAAAUAGGAAGUUAUUUUUUAAAUCAACAUUUUAAUCGGCUGUGAAUAUUAACCUCUAUGUUACAAAAAAUGGUUUGCAUGUACGCAUAGCAGGUUUUUAUUUUUAGUAACAUGCAAAUAUUUUGACUGCUGCUUCAUGAAAAUACAAUCGUAACACUUGACUUUUAACAUUGGGCAUGAUUUGAAGCUGUGCUACUCUGACCCCAUUCUCAUAGACUCGUAUGGGACCCAACCUUGAACUGUCAGCAUUCCCUACAUCAUAAAAGAUAACCAUUACUUCAGAAUAACAAAAUUAGAAAGCCUUAACAGACAAAUCCAUGUGCAAUUUCAGACAGUUUGAUAACUGUCUGAAACAGGGAGUUCUAUAAAGCUUGCCUUAAGAUUGACGAGGGAAUAAUCCAAACUAUUUCCAUGCACCUCCAAUGUAAUGCUUUAUAAGGGUAUAGAAAUGUGUUGGAUCUGUAAUGGGCUUACCUCACAUUAUUCUCUGAUGGGGUCUAUGAGGUAAAACUUUGUGUUUACUGGAAUUUAUUCAGCUUCAGUAUGAAGUUGCCUUCAUGUCCCUAUCUCUCGAUUGUCAUAGUCCUGACCUGAUGGUGGCAUAAGCUACUGUGUGGAGGACCGUGGACCGGUCCUCCACUAUAAUACGUUCUCUUCAGCCGUGAAGCACUCAAAAAGUGUCGGAUAGUAGAUGCAUGCAUGCCUGUGUGUGUAUUUAUGUAUGAAAAUAAUUAAUCUAAGGACCUGUUGUGUCUACGCUAAUCUAGAUCAGACUCGUCUUGUCAUUGAUGCGUUUUGUGAAAAACGCAUCGGAUGUGAUCCGAAUAUGUUUGCAUCAACUGGACAAAACCCAUUACCUACUUAAGGAGUCUGAAUAAUUGCUUUAGUGGGCCUAAUGGUAGAUGGGGUGUCUUUUUCACUUGCUCUUUUACUCGUAUGUGGAACAAAGCACUGACAGAGGGCCAAUGAUUUUAAUAACCUGCAUUCGUAGAUUGGAGACAAUUUCCCCUUUAUUCCUUCACAGAAGCAGUCCUUUUUGCUCAAUACUCCACCAUCCUUAAGUUUUUCUAGUGAAAACGCAUGGAUAAAUAACUCCCCUGUCAACUUCUGCAUGUUAAAGUUGCCGAGCUGAAUACCACAAGCCCAACUCAACAGCUUUUACUAAAUUAUCUGUUAUAUUUUUAUAAAGCACCACCAAAUGUAUCCGGCUUUUUGAUAUGCCAUUCGGUCAUGUCGUGACAUUCUGCCAACUAGAACAUUCUGAGGAUUUAUGUAGGAAGAUUCUGCUAAUUUUAUUUUUGCUGAAAGGGCAUCUCAUUGCAUUGAAGAAGGGUUCUUUGUUUUGCUGUUUGUCUUAUUUCCUACAUCGUUUGGCAUCGGUUGUACCGAUGUAGCUGUCUGUAGUUCCCCAGGACAGCUGCAUUAUGAGGCUAUAGAACAAGGAAUUUUAUCAGUUUAUUGUUGAAUAUAAAUAUGACUGAUUAUUUGAAAGGAUGAGACCCCCCCCCAACCCCACUGCCCAGAGCUGUGCACUAACCAAUGCCUGUUUUAUUUUAAACUGCCAUCAGAAGCAUUGUAUUUAUUUCUUUUAUUAAACUUUUUUUUUCCAUAUCAUGUCUACGUGUUACCUUCUUUCUAUUUGAUCAGUAAUGACCUAGUUUUCAUUCAUGGGUUUUUGUGUAACUUCUACAGCGAUAAGUUUGUCUGGGACCAGACAUUCUGGGAUGGAAAUCUAAGACAAAAGGGGACGAUUCCUGGUUUCCCUGUUGGACAAUAGACAAUAGGGCUUUUAUUUAAUCUGAAAGGGUUGCAUUCUUCCCAGUGCACUCCUCUCCAUUG
Molecule: messenger RNA, 6313 nt
Organism: Gadus chalcogrammus (walleye pollock)
Lineage: Eukaryota; Metazoa; Chordata; Actinopteri; Gadiformes; Gadidae
Gene: ddhd1a
Product: DDHD domain containing 1a
Exons: 14
Coding region: 539-3244 (901 amino acids)
Cellular component (GO): cytoplasm
Molecular function (GO): metal ion binding; glycerophospholipase activity
Source: RefSeq, a predicted model, not a curated record